This is a messenger RNA of Medicago truncatula (barrel medic), 1249 nucleotides long. RefSeq names its product protein REDOX 2. The record is from RefSeq and is a predicted model, not a curated record. Bases 70 to 1038 code for a protein of 322 amino acids. Lineage: Eukaryota; Viridiplantae; Streptophyta; Magnoliopsida; Fabales; Fabaceae. Gene Ontology annotation, molecular function: oxidoreductase activity, acting on the CH-OH group of donors, NAD or NADP as acceptor. The transcript has 4 exons.
ACCAAUCGCCAAUCAUGCAUUUUUUGUAGAGCUAAAAGAAAAAGGAAAAAAAAAACAAGAAAGAAAAACAUGGCAGGAAACAAAAUUCCAGAAGUGUUAUUGAAUUCAGGACACAAAAUGCCAGUCAUAGGAAUGGGAACUUCAGUAGACAAUCGUCCAUCAAAUGAUGUUCUUGCUUCAAUCUUUGUUGAUGCAAUCAAAGUUGGUUAUCGCCAUUUUGAUUCUGCUUCUGUGUAUGGAACAGAAGAAGCCAUAGGUAUGGCUGUGGCAAAAGCUUUAGAACAAGGUCUUAUUAAGAGUAGAGAUGAACUUUUCAUCACUUCAAAGCCAUGGAACACUGAUGCAGAUUAUGAUCUUAUUGUUCCAGCUCUCAAAACCACAUUAAAAAAACUGGGAACGGAGUAUGUAGAUCUUUAUCUGAUUCAUUGGCCAGUAAGACUGAGACAUGAUCUUGAAAACCCAGUCAUAUUUACCAAAGAAGAUUUACUUCCCUUUGAUAUAGAAGGGACAUGGAAAGCUAUGGAAGAGUGUUAUAAGUUAGGCUUAGCAAAGUCCAUUGGCAUAUGCAAUUAUGGUACCAAAAAAUUGACUAAACUCUUGGAAACUGCUACCAUCACCCCUGCAGUGAAUCAGGUGGAGAUGAAUCCUUCUUGGCAGCAAGGGAAACUGAGGGAAUUUUGCAAGGAGAAAGGAAUUCAUGUUAGUGCUUGGUCAGCUCUUGGAGCUUAUAAGGUUACUUGGGGUUCAGGAGCUGUCGUGGAGAAUCAAAUUCUUCAAGACAUAGCAGCUGCUAAAGGGAAGACUACAGCUCAGGUUGCACUCAGAUGGGUGUACCAAAUAGGAUCAAGUGCAAUGGCCAAAAGCUUUAACAAGGAGAGGAUGACACAAAACCUUGAAAUAUUUGAUUUUGAGCUGAGUGAAGAUGAUUUGGAGAAGAUUAAGCAGAUUCCACAACGCAGGCAAUACUUAGGUGAUAUGUGGCUAUCGGAAAAUGGAUCUUGCAAGACCUUAGAAGAACUUUGGGAUGGAGAUGUUUGAAAAUUUCCUCUUAAGUCCUAACUAUAUUAAAGGAAAAUAAAGUUCAUGAUUUGAAAAUUAUUAUGUAUCAGCUUUUCUUAUUUCACAAGUGUCCUUGUUUGAGACCUUGAGUUGACCAAGAAUGUUAGUGUGACAUUCAUAUAUGUAGCCUCAGUUAUGUGGCUCUGCAUAAUUUGUUCCAACUUCAAAUAAAGAAAAGUUUUAUUCUCAA